AUGGUGUUUGCACUUGCUGCUGCUCAUGUAACAAACCCGGUAGUCAAGAAGAUAUACGAGGAGUGCCAUUACGAAUGUUCCAUAAAAGUAAGCAAACUCGACGCGCACUGGAUUCCAUGCGUUCCCAACUGCAUGGAAGUAAAACUAAAAGUUGCUUUGAAAAGCCAAAAAGACUCUAGAAGCUUUCUCGAGAAGAUUUUGGCAGGAUUUAGAAUCAAUUUUGUAGUUCCAUAUCAAUUGAAUAAAAAUUGA
This is a messenger RNA of Cylicocyclus nassatus, 252 nucleotides long. The record is from the annotation of a GenBank genome assembly. NCBI's taxonomy places the organism in Eukaryota, Metazoa, Nematoda, Chromadorea, Rhabditida, Strongylidae.